AUGGAAAUAUCGCGAGCUCGAUCAAGCACCGUUUGUAUUCUUCUGUUACUCUCACUGAGCUUAAUUCCCUCUGCUUUCUCUAAAUCGCCUCGUCCCAUAUCCGAUGUGGAGAUUAGGGAGAAGAAGAACCAAUGCUAUUCUGAUAUAGAGAGUGGGUUAUGGGGUUGGCAAUGCAAAGCUUCUGCCAUAGCAAAAGAGAAUUGUGCGUUGCGAUGUCUUUCUCCGGUUUGCUACGAGCUUAUCUAUGAGAGUGAUCCCCUUGAAGAAGGUGAGAAAGAUUUGAUUAGGAGCCAAGAAUACAAAUAUUGUAUGUACAAGUCUUCGCUCGGCGAGAGCCUAGAUGGUGUUCGUGGCAGCUUCUUAUAG
Molecule: messenger RNA, 366 nt
Organism: Eruca vesicaria subsp. sativa (arugula)
Lineage: Eukaryota; Viridiplantae; Streptophyta; Magnoliopsida; Brassicales; Brassicaceae
Source: the annotation of a GenBank genome assembly